Molecule: messenger RNA, 1625 nt
Organism: Mytilus trossulus (common blue mussel)
Lineage: Eukaryota; Metazoa; Mollusca; Bivalvia; Mytilida; Mytilidae
Product: pancreatic lipase-related protein 2-like
Exons: 6
Coding region: 167-1264 (365 amino acids)
Biological process (GO): lipid catabolic process
Molecular function (GO): triacylglycerol lipase activity
Source: RefSeq, a predicted model, not a curated record
CUGGGCGGGGCUUGUAGUAUUUGAGAACAACGGUUCGAAUUGACCAAUAAAACUGACCAUUCACUUUUAAUGGGAUCUGAAAAAAAUUUAGUAAAUCUUAACGUAGCAGGUCGAUUCACAGAGCUUGGCCGCAGUUGACAAAAUCUGUCUUCUACUGAGUACAUCGAUGUUUGAAAAGUUUUAUAUGAACGGAAGAAUGGACUCAUUUCUAAAAGUUUUAUUAGUUUUACAGUCCAGCGUAUUUGUAUCAGGAUUUUUUUUCAAUAGACAUCCGGAAGUUUGUUAUGACCAUAUAGGAUGUUUCAGCAAUAAAGCUCCGUAUAAUAACGCCAAUGGUAGAAUACCAGAAUCUCCAGACCAUAUUCAAACAGAGUUUUUAUUGUACACACGACAAAAUCCAACGGAGGAGUUUCUACUGAAUGCGUAUGAUGUGUCAAACAUCAGCCAUUCACAUUUCGAUGGCAGUAAAAAAACAGUAUUUAUCAUUCAUGGUUACAACGACUACGCUACCAGUACUUUGAUUCAGGACAUAAAAUACGAACUUCUUAUAAAGGAUGACAUGAAUGUUAUUGCAGUCAACUGGCAAUAUGGAGCAGAUAACCUUAUAUAUGCAAAGUCUGCGGCAAACACGCGAGUCGUUGGGGCUAUUAUUGGGGAACUUUUGAAAAAUCUUCAUUCCGCAGGACUUACAAGUUACAGCAAAAUCCAUCUCGUUGGACAUAGUUUGGGCGCCCAUAUUUGCGGAAUUGCAGGUGCCAUCGUAGACGGUAGAAUAGCAAAAAUAACAGGACUUGAUCCAGCUGGGCCCUGUUUUGAGUUACAAGACCCGGUAACACGAUUAGACACAUCUGAUGCUCAUUACGUAGAAGUUAUACACACUGAUGGAGCUUCUCUUUUGCAAUUUGGUUUUGGAUUAGAUAGAGCAAUUGGUCAUGCUGACUUUUAUCCAAAUGGAGGUGUACGACAGCCUGGUUGUGACCAUAAUGUACAUUCUACUGCGUUCGCUUUAAUAACUGGCAGAAUGGGAAAGUUUUCAGCAGCACUAGCAUGCAGUCAUAUGAGGUCUUUUGACUUGUUUAUAGAAUCUAUCAAUUCACAAUGCGCCUUCAUUGGAAUACCUUGCGACUCGAAAGAGGACUUUGAUGCCGGCCUUUGCACCGGAUGUGAUGAUGGAUGUGCUGAAAUGGGAUAUAAUGGUCAACAAAACGGCCACGGGAGAUACUACUUCGCAACGAAUUCAGCUGCACCAUUUUGUGAAGAAUAACGUUUUUAAUAACCUUUUGUAAAUUAGGAUUUUUUUCAGUCAAUUUUACAGCAAUUAUUUAGACCAAGAUAUGUUAAAUAUUUGACUAAUUGAAAAAUAAUUUCUUCUUUUUUUUUUAAAUGGACAUACUAGAUAUAAUAAUUGAGAUAGUUGUUGAAUAUGCACUCUGCAAAAUUUUAAAAGGCAAACAAUAGAGGGGGAACAAUGAGCUGUAUGUAGUGCUGUAUAUAGUAUUUCCGUGAAAUUCUGUUUUAAUUAUAAUCAAAUAUUUUUAUGUUGUAUUGUAUAAUAUUCAUGAGAAUUAUGUUGAUAUUAUAUUUCAUAUUAAUCAGGAUUAAAAUAAUAAACAUUUUUUUUUUAA